AUACUACAUCGUUACAUUCGACGGAAAUACUUUGUCCUUGUUUACCGUGAUGUUUAUUACUAUGUAGAUAUAGAUACGAUACGUCUGACCAAACUUGUUUUUCUUCAUACAAACAGAUACAAAUAAAAUGAAAUAUUUUUGAAAAUUGGUAUUGAAAAAGCGAAUGGAAAAGGUGAUGGUAGAAAGUUUCUAGUUCUUUAUAGAGAUUAAAAAGUUUCACUGUUGAUCGAGAAGAUUAAAUAUGAUAUUACCAAAUUGGACUCCGCGUGCAGUUUGGAAUACCGAAACUUUAGCGUUGUUGAAUGAAGUCAAAACGGACGUUAUACCAAAUCAAACAGUUCAAAAUAUCAUUACAGAAAGUACUAAAUUUCCUCUAGCAUUUUCAACGUCAACUAAUAAAUGCAAUUAUCUCAAAUCUGUAGUGAAGGAAGAAGUAUUAGAAAAAAAUAUCAACUCGGUUUUUCCAAUCCUUCACGAAAGCAUAAUCAACCUCUGCUGCAUCUUCUUAUUAUACAAAAGACAAUACGGAAACUGUAGAGAAGAACAAUUUUUCCAAAAAUUGGGCUUAAAAGAUCUAAUUGCAAGAUUUAUUAUGAAGAGACCGGCGGCUUUUUUGAAACCCAACGAUGAAUAUAAACUUUUGGACGGAGCCGCCGGGGAAGGUAGCUGGGAAUCUGUAGGUACAAACAAAGAAAAACCUCCUCUUAUUAUCGAUAAUUACAUGGAAUACGACGAGAUGAAACUUUCAGCUUUCUUAUCGAUUUCUUCUUUUACUCAUUUCGUCAAUCGAGGAGAACGAAAUAACGUGGGUAAAUACGAAACAGACAGAAGCAAAGUAGAAGAUAUUGGAAUUAUCGUCGGUAUGGUAGGACCGAGAUUGGAAAAAAGUAAUGUUAUGGAAUACCAAGAAAUAGUCAUCACCCCAAAUCAAAAUACAGAAGACAAUGGCUUCGGUAAUAACGUUAAACGAAGUAUUCCGAAGCUAUUCGCUAAUUUCUACGAGGAAAAAUGUUCAACUUACAACGAAACGUUAAUAGCAAAAGGUGAGGAUCAAGUCGGAAGGUAUAUCGAUAUCUUGAGGGGAGACAUUUUCGAUAAUUAUUUCUAUUAUAAAAGAUUAGCAAUCACUUUUGAUACUCUAUUAAUCGAGGCUAAUCAUAGAAGCAAGCAAUUAUGUAAAUCGGCGUAUUUACAUGUAGUUGGAUUGGGAUUAGGAGUCUGGAAAGUUUCCGAUCACCAAAAUAAAAUUUACAUGGAAACUUUCGCCGACAGAAUUCAAUUUUUGGGUGAAAAAUUGUAUAACGUAUCUGACAUAUGUUUUUCACAUUUGAGAGUUGAUAAAUGUGGAAAAUACAGCGACGGAGAGAUAUUUAUCAUAAAAGGUCAUCCUAAUGGUGGAAUCAAAAUUCAUAUUUAUAAUCGAGAACCCCAUUCGAAACUCAUCGGUAAAGACACAGGUAAAUUGCUGGUCGUCUCUUACGCUUGGGAUGGAAAUUCGUUACCCGGAAAUGAUUAUUGGAUCGGUAGUUUAUCCGGAAGCGGAGAUUCAGCUUGCGCAUGCUCGACGCAAAUUUGCGAAUUGCACAACCCUCAUAUCAACUCAAGGGUACGCGUGGACAAUUUAAGAAUCGUCACAUUAGACGCGAACGUCGUAACUUUGAAUGAAUACAAAAAUAUUGUGAAUCGUAAAUGUACAACUGAAUAAUAAAGAUAUGCAUAUAAAGA
This is a messenger RNA of Diorhabda sublineata, 1725 nucleotides long. RefSeq lists its product as uncharacterized. NCBI's taxonomy places the organism in Eukaryota, Metazoa, Arthropoda, Insecta, Coleoptera, Chrysomelidae. The coding region runs from base 242 to 1705 and encodes 487 amino acids. The transcript has 4 exons. The record is from RefSeq and is a predicted model, not a curated record.